AUGUCUGCCUUAGAUCAAUCAUUAGACGAUAUCUUAUCUUCAAAGCCUAAGAAGCAAUUCAGAAAGAGAACUCCUGUUGCUAAGGCUAAAGUUGGUAAAACUGUUGGUAAACCAAAAGUUAACUUGAGAAAACAAUUACAAACUAAAGGUGCUGCUCCAAAAGGAUCUGUUUUAGAUGCUUCUUAUGCUAACAAGGUUGUUGUCUACCAUUUACCAAAAGAUAUCAAACAAGAUGCUAUCAAGGAUUUUUUUUCAUCUCAAGUUGGUGGUGUUGUUAGUGUUGCUUUAUCAUACAAUGAAAAAGGUCAAUCAAAAGGUAUUGCCACUGUUAUUUUCAAAUCAUCAGCCAAUGCUACCAAAGCUGUCGAAAGAUAUAAUGGUGCCCCAAUUGAUGGUGGUUCAUCCAAAUUAAAGUUGGAAUUAAUCAUUGAUCCAACCAAGAAACCAUUAAGUAGUAGAAUUUUAGCAAAUGCUGGUGCUGUUCCAACUCAACCAAAAGGUUCAAAAGCCAAUGGUAAAAAACAAGCUGCUGCUGCUGCUCCAGCCAAGAAACAAGGUAACAAACAAGGUGGUAAACCAAAAACCAAAAGACCAGCUAAAAAGACUAUUGAACAAUUGGAUCAAGAAAUGUCUGAUUAUUUCGAAAAGAAGGAUUAA
Messenger RNA from Hansenula anomala, 657 nucleotides. RefSeq names its product RNA-binding protein YRA1 (gene YRA1). Gene Ontology annotation, biological process: mRNA export from nucleus. The record is from RefSeq and is a predicted model, not a curated record. The coding region runs from base 1 to 657 and encodes 218 amino acids. Gene Ontology annotation, cellular component: nucleus. Lineage: Eukaryota; Fungi; Ascomycota; Saccharomycetes; Phaffomycetales; Wickerhamomycetaceae. The transcript has 2 exons. Gene Ontology annotation, molecular function: mRNA binding.